CCGCGCCCCAUCACCCUCCUCCCCCCUCCCCCCUGAUCUCCCUCCCUGCUAGUCCCCUUCGGAAGCCUUCUCCUGUCUGUCCCUUCCACCGCGUCAGUGCCGUUCUCCCGUUUUCUCCCCCCGCGUCCGGCCGGCCCUCCCCUCCGCACUCCCCACCCCCUUCCUUUCUCCUGCCCCCAUUCAUCCAGGCAUGGGCUACGACGGGUCCUCUGCCCAGGCGAGCCCGGCUGUGCCGGCAGCCACCCCGCCCUUGCACCCCCCGAUGCUGGGAGAUGGCGACACUUCCAUUUCCUUGAACGAGCAAAUGUACACCGCUCUGUCGAUGCCGGUGUCGCCGAGCCAGGCCGAUGUCUCCUCGCCGGCAGUGCCCCCCGACACCGCCAUCCCGGCGGCCCGCUCCGGCGCCGCCCCGGCUGGCGACGCGCCUCCCGCUCGCAAGCGCGAGGCCGUUGUCGAUAUGGUCGAAGAGGAGCCGGUCUUCCAGCCCAGCUCUCGCUCCGUGCGCAUCGACGUGCGAAACCUCAACUACAUCGUGCAGCCCGGGCUGGACCUGGACGCGCAGGCCAUCGGGGCGGUGUUGACUCGCGGUCGCCGCGGCAUGCCGACCCCGCGCAAGCUCCUGGACGACGUUUCCAUGACGGUCCUGCCGGGGGAAUUGUGCGCCGUCAUCGGGUCCUCCGGAUCGGGCAAGACCACGCUGCUGGAUGUGAUCGCCGCGCGGCAUCAAUCCGGCGGCGGGAUGUUCGCCGGGAGCUCGCUAUCCGGCGAUGUCCUGCUGAAUGGACUGCCCCGGACGACGGCCCGGAUUCGAGCCGUCGGCGGGUAUGUGGCCCAGGAGGACCGUCUCCCGGCCGAGCUGACCGUGCGCGAGGUCCUGUCCUUUGUGGCACGCAUUCGCAUGUCGCGCGACAUGCGCGACGAGGAGAAGCUCCGCCGGGCGGAUGCGGUGGCCGCCGAAUUGGGGCUCAUCCAUGUGGCGCACACGCCGAUCGGCGGGUCGGCCACCGUGCGCGGUGUGUCUGGAGGCGAGCGUCGGCGUGUGUCCAUUGGCACGCAAUUGCUCCUGGACCCGGCGGUGCUCUUCGCCGAUGAGCCGACCUCCGGGCUAGAUGCAUACACCGCACGGCAUGUGGUGUCCACUCUGCGUGGCUUGGCCCGAGCCGGGCGCACCGUUCUCUGCACCAUCCAUGCCCCGCGGGCCGAUGUCUUCCGGAUGUUCGACAAGGUGAUGAUCCUGUCCCAGGGCCAGGUGGUGUACUUCGGGGCAGUCGAGCGGGUGGUGGACUACUUCUCCAAGGCCGGGCAUCCGUGCCCCAUCUACAGCAAUCCCUGCGAUUAUUACCUCGACUUGUCCACAGUGGACUUCCGCUCGGAGCGCCGGGAGCGCACCUCCCGCGCGGUGGUCAAGAAGCUGGUGGAUUACUACCGGGCCAACACCAAGUUCGCCACCGGGCACCUGCCCGAGGAGGAUCCCCUGCAUCAGCAAUCCCGCGCAGAUGCCAAGCUCCGGUUGAUCCAGGCCUCGGAGCAGGAUGCCAGCGUGGCGGCCGACAAUGCGGCCCUGGCAUCGGCCUCCGACGGCAGCAAGGGCAGGUCUCUCUUCUCGCGGCGCAAGUCCGCGGCCGCCGGCGAUGGUGGGGACAUCCCGAUGGCCGACCUUUCGCCCUCGCUUGAGGACACCUCCCCGGCCAAGGUCCUUGGUGGGUCGGAGGAGGACUUCCGCGCGGUGACCGGGGCCUCGGUUCUCGAGCAGUUCCGUCUGCUGUAUCUGCGUUCCGUGAUGUUCCGCUUCAAGGCUCGCUCGGCGCUGUUGACCGAGUUUGGCCAGACGCUGGCCAUGGGCCUGGCCGUGGGUGUGGUCUUCUAUGCCCUUGGCAGUGACCAGGUAUCUGUGCAGGAUCGCUUCGGCUUGUGCUACAUCGUGUCGACCCUCUUCCCGUUCAUGGUCAUCCUGAGCACGGUGGCGAAGUUCCAUGCCGACCGGCCGACCUUCUAUACCGAGCGCCAAGACGGCCUUUAUCGGCUGUUCCCCUUCUACAUGGCACGUAUCUUGGCUGAUCUGCCCUUCGACAUCGGUUUCUCCUUGCUGUACUCGAUCCCGAUCUACCUGCUGGCCGGGUUGGAUCUGGAGGUGGAUAAGUUCUUUGCCUUCCAAAUUGUGAUUUUCCUCUGUAUCUACGCCAGUCGGUCGAUUGCCGUCGGUGUGGCCUCCAUGGUCCCGCGCUUCCAGCAGGCCUCCUUCGUGGCGAAUUUCCUCUUCACCAUGUUCCUUCUUCCCUGCGGGUUCAUCUUCAACAUGGACACCGUCUGGAUUGGGAUUCGCUGGCUCAGCAACAUCUCCUUCGUCACGUUCACCUUCCAGGCUCUGUCGGUCAAUGAGUUCCGUGACCAAUCCUUCGAUUGCCCAGCCCCACCGGUUGGCAGCAUGGACGGCCAACUGCCGCCUGGCUUCGAGUCUCUGACGCCGGAGCAAUUGGCACAGUACGCUUCUGGCGAGUUGACUUCCUGCCCCAUCCCGGAUGGCGAGUCGGCCCUGGAGUUGUACGCCAUGAGCAGCGUCAAUGUCCUGCACAAUGGCAUCUUCCUGGUUGCGGUGACCGUCUUCUUCCGGACUCUCUGUUUCCUUGCCCUCAAGUACAUCAGCCAGCGGCCGCGGUAAUCCCCUCUCCUUUCUGCCGGGCCAAGCCCCGAUGUCCAUGUGCGCGCGUGUGUCGGCCAUAUGGGCGGGAGUUUGCAAUGCGCCGCACGCAGGGGACCAGGCAUGCUUCUCCUGCGGCUGUGGAUUUCCAAAUGUGCGCCUGAGCAUGUGCGCGUGCAUCCAUCGUAUACCCCUCAGUCGCCCACACUUGCACGCACCGGGCCCCUGAAGGCGGUGUAUGGAUCUGUGUGCCUGUGUGCCUGUGUGCCUGUGUGCCUGUGUGCCUGUGUGCUUGUGUGUCCGCCGCAUGUCCGGUGGUUAGGGUCCUAGAGCGCAUGGUGUAUCCCCUCUCCCUUCCCCUCCUGUUAUUUCGUUAGUUGUAUUUUAUUGCUUGCGCGCGUCUGCAUCGGGGACAUCGGUGCCUUUGCCAGGAAGUACCCAUAUGUUGAUGUGCAAGAGUGUGGGUGCAUGCGCGUCAGCCCCACCUUCCUCCCCACCUUCCUCCCCACCCUCCUCUCCACCUUCCUAUCUUUCUCCCUCUCUCCCUCUCUUUCCCGCCACAGUCGGACGCAUUUCCCAGUUUGCUAGUCGCCAUCCAUCCUCUCGAUGGCGAUGUUUUUUUUGAUGCGGUUGUUAUUGUUGUUUCCGGUGUCAAUGACACAGACAUUACCUGUGUCCUCUUGCUCCUCUCGCCCCGAGAGCGAGCAUUUCAAUAAAGCACCCUUGAUGAGACA
Messenger RNA from Fonticula alba, 3372 nucleotides. RefSeq lists its product as hypothetical. Lineage: Eukaryota; Rotosphaerida; Fonticulaceae. The transcript has 7 exons. Gene Ontology annotation, molecular function: ATP binding; ATP hydrolysis activity; ABC-type transporter activity. Bases 191 to 2659 code for a protein of 822 amino acids. The record is from RefSeq and is a predicted model, not a curated record. Gene Ontology annotation, cellular component: membrane.